This is a messenger RNA of Ictalurus furcatus (blue catfish), 4206 nucleotides long. RefSeq names its product caspase 2, apoptosis-related cysteine peptidase (gene casp2). Gene Ontology annotation, biological process: regulation of apoptotic process; proteolysis. The transcript has 11 exons. Gene Ontology annotation, molecular function: cysteine-type endopeptidase activity. NCBI's taxonomy places the organism in Eukaryota, Metazoa, Chordata, Actinopteri, Siluriformes, Ictaluridae. The coding region runs from base 956 to 2260 and encodes 434 amino acids. The record is from RefSeq and is a predicted model, not a curated record.
UUUUCCCUACUUCCAACACAUCAACUUUGAGAACUGACUGUUCACUUGCUGCCUAAUAUAUCCCACCACUUGACAGGUGCCAGUGUAACAAGAUAAUCAAUGCUAUUCACUUCACCUGUCAGUGGUUUUUAAUGUACUGGUUGGCAAAACGCUGUGGUAUAUGAGGUACAAAACACUGUGGUGUGGAAACUAAUCCACUUCUCGGGGUCGGGUCACAUCACACCAACCCCUUGUUCAUUUUUUUCCUCUAACAGCACUCCCUAGUAUGUGUUUCCCUCCUCAUUCGUUUUAACACCAGUAUGUGGCAGUAAUAACGCGCUGUGCAGUAAUAAGAAGAAAAAGAAGAAGUAGGUGAACAUUCUCAUUCGCUGUCUAUUGGCGCGGAAGUUGCUCCAGGAUAGUCCCUGUACUGUCAAUUAUUUUUAAAAAACUAUUUUCCCCGUAAACCCGGAUAACUUUUUCGUGCCCGUUGCUGUUUAUUCACGAAGCCGUAUGCAGCAUUAGAUACGGUGACUCAGUGUACUGUAAUGCAUUGUGUUAUAGACUGCGGGCGAGUCGUUAGCUGUGCUUUGUUUUUUUUUCUUUUUUGUUGUUGUUUUUUAGCUAGCUUUAACUUUGCUAGCCUUUAGCUUGGGGCUAGCUAACUGUAUAUACAGUAAUUGCUAAUUAGCUUAGCGUACUGCAGGAAAGCAGAUGUUUUGGCAUUCCCCCAAGUGUAUACCGAGGUCUGUUUCCUUUAGAGAAAGUUUCUUGAUUUUAUUUCGGUGAAUGUGACUUUGUUGUAAGCAGUUAAGGAAACAGCUUGUUAGCUAACUUGUGGUGUUUAGGUUGCUGCAAAAAGUUGACAUUCCUGUUCGUGAACUGUUCAGCACACCUGUUUCAGUGUAACAUUUACCUAACGGAGGGGUUAUUUUCUAAUAUUAGAAGUGGACUAGUGAAUAAAAAAACACGCACCAUGCUCGGGGGAUAUGGCAUGAAAGCGCAAGACAAGCUGGCCCUGAAGAAGAACUCGGUGGCACUUUGUAAAGAACUGGUGGUGGAUGAGCUGCUCAUUCAGUAUUUACAGGCUGAAGACAUCCUCACUGAGAGCAUGGCAGAAACCAUUCUGGCAGAGACAACAUCCCAAAAGAAGAGCUGCCGUUUGCUGAUGCUACUCCCGAAACGUGGCCCCCGAGCUUUCAGCACCUUUUGUGCAGCUCUUAAAGAGACAGAGCAGGAGCACCUCUCCAACUUGCUUAUUAGGUUCAGAGACAAAGAGAGGUUUACAGACUCUAAACUUCCACUUCCAACGGAGGAGUGUGCUGUACCUGCUAAAAGAGCUCGCACCCAGGAGUCUAUGGAGAUGUGCUUAGAUGCUGACAGUCCUCUGACCACCGCUGUGCUCCCCUGCACGCAGGAGUUCUACUUGUCUCACUGCGCACAGGCCUACCCAAUGAGAUCUAGUCCACGUGGCCUUGCACUGGUGCUGAGUAACGUGCACUUCGAGCCUGAGUUAGAGCUGGACACACGGAGAGGAGGAGAGGUAGAUGAGGAGGUGCUAAGGAGACUCUUUACUGAGCUGGACUUCACAGUGAGCCUGCAAAAAGAUCUCACUCUACAGGCCAUGCAGGCCUGCCUAGAGCAGUUUUCUCGGCAGCCGGAGCACGCUGUGUCUGACUGCUGUGUUGUGUGUUUGCUGUCUCAUGGAGUGGAGGGCUCCAUUUACGGCGUUGAUGGGAAGCUGCUGGAGUUGGACUGGGUGUUCGAGAGGUUUGAUAACGCUCGUUGCCCCCUGCUUCAAAACAAGCCAAAAAUGUUCUUCAUUCAGGCCUGUAGAGGAGAGGAGAUGGACUGUGGUGUGGAUCAGUUAGAUGGUGAUGAUGCGAUGCAGCCUACAGGCUGUGAGCAGAGGGAUGCAGGGAGAGAGGAGAACCUUGACAGACAGAACAGAGCAAGUGAAGAGAGCGAGAGCUUGCGAGUGAAACUUCCCCAGAGAUCCGACAUGAUCUACGGUUUUGCUACUCUCAAAGGUUUCAGUACUGCGGCAAUGAGGAACACAAAGAAAGGCUCAUGGUUCAUUCAGGAACUCAACACAGCUAUGAGACAGAGAGCCAGAGACACACACUUAUCAGAUAUACUGGUGCAGGUGAACAGCCAAAUUAAGGAGAGAGAAGGCCAUGCUCCAGGUUCAGCACACCAUCGCUGCAAAGAAAUGUCUGAAUUCACCAGUUCACUCUGCAAAGACCUCUACCUCUUUCCCAAGUACUGUGCAAACAACUAGACACACAGACAUACUUGCAGAUCUGUAAAAGGACCAUUCCAACCCUGCAAUAUUUAGGAUUCUGAAAUGCAGCAAUAAAUGGUAGCAGGCUCAUUCCAUAAAACACACACACACACACACACAGAACUCUGCUUUGUAAAUAGUAUUUGUUUCUUCUGGGCAAUGACAAUAACCCAUUCCGUUUUAUUUUUCACUUUAUAACCAGUUUAAACCAGAAACAAAGUGUUUUUACACAUAUUUUAUGUGUAUAUCUAUAUAUAAAAGGAAUGGUUUUGUAUGAAUCCAAGAACAUGAGUCCCUAAUCAUUUAUAAAAAUCGGUAAUUGUUAUAUAUCCAUGUAUUACAAAGCUUAAGCCAAUAUUUUGUACCUUUCUUAAAUUGUGGGUGUGUGUAUGUGCUUAUUGGGAUUAUUUGCUCUCAUAUACAGUAAUAACAAUUUACUUAAGUAUGGUAUAACCCUUUUUAACACUUUCAGAUCUAUUUUUGUUAGUUUUGUAGGAAAUAUAUGGACUCUGUACAGUUUUUAUCUUUUUAGCAAGUUUCAUUUGACUUUUUUGUUUUUAUUCAAUUUUUUUUUUUUUAAAGUUCUUGCUCAUAUGCUUUUGUGUCAGUUUUAGGCAGGACCAGUGCCACAGUGAUCAGCCUUCCUCAGUACCUUCACUUCAUCAAACUCUUUUUCCCAUUCUGUUUCAGUAAAUGUUUGAGUUAGUAAAUAAUGCACAGUUCUGCUCUACUGAUCUGCAGUAUUCCACACCACAAUGUUUUGUGGUGCAGGAUGUUCUGUUUGUACUAAUGUAGUCUUUCUUAUUCGCAUGGCACAGACCAAUGUUCUGUUGUAAAAACCUAGACUUGUUUAACGUUUAAAAGCUUUGGAGGCUGCAACAUGUGUAUUGACAUCAGCAUAGUCUUUGUAACAUUCUAUUAUAUUAUUAAUGUUUUAUUAAUCAGCUUACAUUCCACAUGUAAACUGAGUUAGGUUCCUUUCUAAUUUCUCUGUCACCAGAGGGCAGUAGAGGUCUAGAAGUAGCGCUUACAUCGACACUUUUGUCACUCAAACACCUGACUUAAGGCUGUAUUUCGGAAAGAUUGAAGACUUUAAUCGACCACUUUCCACUAUAGUCUCAAAGGCGUUUUAAAGAUUCUGAGUGUUUUAUGGUUAGUGCAGUAAUUGCCUCAGUGCAGAUUUCCCUCGUUCAGUUUAGUGCUGUGAAUAGUGAAGGAGAUAAGCAUUCCAAAGCCUCAGAUAAUGCAGCUUUAAUGCACACUUUAUUUUUGCACACUUUGGCAUUCCUAGUGAACCAAAUAACAUAUGUCUGCCUGUCAUGUGUUUUCCUGCAGGAGUCACGACUCUGUAACACAGUUUAACGUUUCAUUACAUCAUCUUUCACACAUCCGACUCUUUUACAUUAUCCCACAUGCAAGCUACUUUGGCAUGGCAGCAUAACUCAUAUAUGGUAUGAUAAUAUAUUAUUGAUUGAAUGAACAUUAUCACAGACAUGAAUAUUUUCCAUAUUCUGCCAAGCGAACUUGUUUUCUGGUGCCUAAAUAGUACUCUUUACACUGGAGAGGAAUGUUUAUAGGGAGACUUGUGUUGUGUUGUAGAUUCCAAGAGAUGCAAUGCUUAUUGAUAAUGUCUACCUUUUGUGUAGGAAGUGCAAAUAGGAAGUAUUUUAAUGUUACCCUCAAGUGUUAAAAACACAGAGAGAUAAAUCUCAGCAUUCCAGUUGAUGAGCUCAGAGCAGUAUUGAUUUCCUGCUUCUGGGAAUGCAGUUCUCAUGUUGAAUCUCAUGAUUCAAUUCCAACCUAGACCAAAUAGUAAUGUGCAGAUUGAUUUAUGUGUGUGAUGAUGACUGCUGAAUUAUUCUAAAAAAUGAACCCCAUUCUGAGAGUAUUAAUGUGUAAACUGUAUGAGAACAUCCAGUUUUUAAUUUUUUUUUGCUUUAAAA